AGGGCAUUGGUCUGUGUGUCAGGUCUGGUGCCUCAUUUUUGUUCUGGGGCAGAGGGAACUGUUGUCAUAGUUAGGAGAGUGUCCCCACGGCUCCCCAAGGUGGUGGAGAUGAACUGGAGAAAGAGAGGCUUCUGACUCGGGGUUAGGUAGGCCGGCAUCAGCCUCUGAGUGCAAAGAUGCUGUGGAAGCACUCAGAAGGGGCUCACUGCUGGGUAGAGUCCAGUAAGCCCCCAUACACAGGGCAGUCUCCAAUACCUGCCGCAGUUAGGCUGGGGAGGGACCGUGGGAGCCUCCUCAAGGUUGGUUGGGGGCGGCAGACUGAGUGUGUGACCAUGGCAGGCCCUGCUGGUCACCCUGUUGUCCCCUGGGCCUGCUAAGGCCUGCUGGUCAACAACCCAGCCUUUCAGAGUUUCUCCUUCAGGCUGGGUCAGGGGGUGGGCCCAAGGCUCACUCAGGCCCUGGUCUGGGGUUUCCCUGGAAGCUCCUGGUAACAAACAGCCCCUCCCCUUCUGAGUGCUGGUAUCCAUGGCAACACUCUAGAGCCUUUCUUUCCCUAGGCCUGCUUGGAUUUCAGGCCUCAGGUGAGUGUUGGGGGUAAGGCCCUGGGUCUGGGUCACAGGGCCUUUGCCUGGGUCACAGGCAAAGGACCAGUCCCUCUGUGGACCCUUGCUUUAGGUUGAGGGACAGGACCUCAGGUCCUAGAAGGCAAGGGUGACGGGGAUGACAACAGGAAAUGCGCACUCAGGUGACAUGUUGCUUGUGGGGGGUGACCUGCUGCCUUGUCCUGGUCAGAAACACACAGAUGUGGGCACACAUGUGACCAGCAGUCUAGUGUCCUGUGGGGUGCAUGCACACACACGCGUGUACACACACACAGACCUCUUUGGUGUGGUACUGUCUAGGGCUGUCAGGCAUAGGCACACGCUCGGCCACGUAAGGAGAGCCCCACCGGGGCAUCCACACAUAGGACACAAGAAUGACAGCCACACUGUCCCUUUCAGCUCCCCUAGGAACAUCGAGAAUGGUCCCUGAGUCUUGCCAAGAGGCUGAAGGAGCCGAGAAAGAGGCUUCCUUAUCCCUGGUGGACCAAGAGCCAGUCAAUGGCCACCUGGAGCCUCCAGCUGGCACACCCCAAGAACCAGUGGCUCCCACAUGCCCACAGGACACCAAGCCCAGCUCUCCACGGGUGGUCUUCUCUGUUAACCUGCAGUUGGCCCCUGAGUCCCUGGACCCUCGAACCCUGCAGCUGCUGUGGGGUCAGCGGAGACUAGAGAUCCAGGCCCUGCGGUGGGCCAUCCAGAACCACCGGGAUGCCCGGCAUUGCCACGUCCUGCACGAGGUGGCUGGACUUCCACCCGAGAGGAGCGCACGCAAUCGGGAAAAGUUCCUGCAGAACCAGGUCCAAAAGCUGACUCUGGAGUUGAAAGAACAGAAGGAACAGGCCCAGCUGGAGAAGUCCCAGCUGGAGGAACGUCUGCUGCAGACCGUGACCACAACGCAGCAGCUGGAGGCUGAGCUGCAGGCCUUCCAGAAAUCCUGCCUCCUGCAGCUGGCCCGCUCCUCCUGGGUGGGUCGCAUAUUACGAUCUUCCACCGGCAGUGUGGAGGUGGUAACUGCAGAAACCCUCAUGGACUUCAGUGACCUCUCUGAGAGUGAACAGGGUCCCUCCACUGGGGAGGGUUUCCGGCUGGAGGAUGUGGACUGGAACAGCAUUGCCCAGCGGUAUCCCAACCUCUUCAUCAACAUCGAGUCCAGCUCAGACCAAAAGCACCCGCGACCCCUGCCACCCCCACAGUCCCCACUGUUGGGCGAGUGGGGCUCGGAGCUGCACAGACAGCACAUGGAACAGCAUCUCAAGAGUGUCGAGUGGGGUUCCCUGCCGUUCGUGGGCACUAGCAGCUCGGGGGGCGCGGACUCUGACUCCAGCAGUGGCCAGCUGGCUGAGCAUUACCGCAUGCAGAAGGUGACAGGACACCCACCCGGCACGCCAGGCCACAAUUCUUCUGAGCUGACAGAGGCACGCUCGAGGAGCCUCAGCAGGGCAACGCAGACACAGCCUGAAGGUGGAGUGGAGCGGGCCUCCCCAGUUACCCCCCCCGCAAGGCUGGGAUCUCUGCCCAAAGCCCUAAACACCAUGUCCCCCAACAGCUCGGUCUUCACAACUGCCCAGAGCAAGGCCGCUCCAGUCCCAUCCCUAGGGGUUAGGGUGGUCUUGGAUGGCCCGUACUUGGAGUUACACCUCUGCUUCCCUCAGCCUCCAGGGUCCAGCCCUCCUGCUCUGGAUCUGACCCCGGGAGCUGUUCCUCUCCCAAGUGCACCCUCAGGGUGCUGCAGGUCGGUCGGGCCUCCCAUGAGAUGUCCACAGUGGAUGCUCCAUAUGGAAGUACCCCUUCCAACAGGUCUCCUUUCUCUGGAUCUCCAGAAAGCCCACCAGGACCAGCCUGGCAAGACUGUCCUGAUGAAGGAGUCCUGUGCAGAUCCAGAGCACCCACAUUCCGAGCGCCAUUGGAGCCCAACGGGUUCCUGCCUGAAGAUCGUGGCUGUUAACGGCAGGGAGAGGUUUGUGCGCGUCCUCAACCAGUCGCUGGAGGAGACUGCGGACCUGGGUGGCCUGAUGCUGCAGCAGCACCUGCACGACUUCCCUGUGUGCAUGUAUCGCUUCCCGCUGGGCACGCUGCUGGCGCCGCGGCACCACGUCACGGUUUGGGGCGAGGGGCCCCGCAGCACCAAGAAGCAGCUGCCCUCUUCCUUGGGCCAGGAGCCCGUGCACUUCUGCUCCAGCCGGGGAUGUGUGACUCUCCUCCUGAACCCCAAGGGCGAGGUCCUGAGCAAGCAUCAGGCCCCCCACUGCGUGUCCCCCACCUCGAGGAUCUUCGCCGACAACACCGAUUUGUCCAUAGACCGCUUCUUGCUCUCAGAGGCUGGGCAUGGGGCUGACACCUGCGAGCAGAAGCCUGGGCCUCAACACUUCCACGCGGGCAGGGUGCGGGAAGCCCGGGCCAGACGUCGGAGGCCCGGGACACGGGUCCUCUUCCCCCGGCUGAGCACCAGCAAGAUCUUCCGCCCACGGGAGGUACCAGCGCCGUCGGAGGCCGCCGAGACCCUUGCGCCGGAGCUCCUGCCCGCCAUCCCCGAGGCUGGGCUGUGCCUCGAGGACUGCCAGGCUAGGAAGGAGCACAGGGUCCGGGUAUGCCGGAAGAGGGUGGACCGGAGCUGCCCGAUGGUGGCGCUGUCGGUGCAGAGCACGGCUGAGAGCAGAUACGGCUUCCGCUUCCUCCCCUGCCCGCCGGUCACCGACUGGAAAGCUCGGUUGUAG
Molecule: messenger RNA, 3316 nt
Organism: Callorhinus ursinus (northern fur seal)
Lineage: Eukaryota; Metazoa; Chordata; Mammalia; Carnivora; Otariidae
Source: RefSeq, a predicted model, not a curated record